Python bivittatus (Burmese python) is the source of this 1426-nucleotide messenger RNA. RefSeq names its product gap junction beta-5 protein. Gene Ontology annotation, cellular component: connexin complex. Gene Ontology annotation, biological process: cell-cell signaling. The record is from RefSeq and is a predicted model, not a curated record. NCBI's taxonomy places the organism in Eukaryota, Metazoa, Chordata, Lepidosauria, Squamata, Pythonidae. Gene Ontology annotation, molecular function: gap junction channel activity.
CAGGAAAAGGCCUGUGAAGAAGAGAAGGGUUCCCAGAACAAACUCUGCUAAAAGAAAUUAGCAAACAUGAACUGGUCGGGUUUGGAAGACCUUCUUGGUGGAGUGAACAAAUACUCCACAGCGUUUGGGCGUAUUUGGCUCUCGGUUGUCUUUAUCUUCCGGCUCUUAGUCUACUUAGUGGCAGCAGAGAAAGUCUGGGGAGAUGACCACAAGGACUUUGACUGCAACACUGAGCAGCCGGGUUGUCCCAAUGUCUGCUAUGACCUUUACUUUCCAAUCUCUCACAUCCGACUCUGGGCUCUGCAACUCAUCCUCGUUACCUGCCCUUCCCUGUUGGUUGUUAUGCAUGUAGCGUAUCGGGAAGCCAAACUGAAGAAACGUAUACAGAAAUUUGGAAAUGACUUCAGACCACGUUAUCCUCCAGGCAAGAAGCGUGGGGGCUUAUGGUGGACAUACCUCUUCAGUCUUCUCUUCAAAGCUUUGGUGGACAUAGUGUUUCUGUUUCUCUUUUACCAUGUGUACCCAAACUACAGGCUUCCUAAUCUAGUCAAAUGCUCCCUUUCACCUUGCCCCAACCACGUUGACUGCUACAUAGCCAGGCCCACAGAGAAAAACAUCUUCACUCUCUUCAUGAUUGUUACUGCCUGUGUUUGUGUCCUACUUAGCCUCAUGGAAGCUUUCUAUCUCAUUGGGAAAAGAUGUAAGGACAGCCUUCAGGACAGAAGUGAAAGUCACGGAACAGCCAGUGGGGAAGUACACUUCCUCAGAAGAGACAAUUGCUCCCUGUCACCAAGUAAACAGGACACAAGUGAAGUAGAUGGACAGAUUUUUCAUGGGGCAGAUUAUAAGCCAGUCACCUCACCUCUCAUAAGCAGCUCCCAAUGUGGGGAGCCUUCAAAAGUUGGGAAGCUGGAGUAACUACACAUCCAAGGAGAAUGAAGAGCUUGUCCAUGAUCCAUAUAGCUUCACUCCCAUACCAACACUUUCUGCUAGGCUGGAAAUGUGAGAAAUGUGAGAAAUGGUAGAACUUACUGGAGAUUAGGAAAAGGAACAUUCAUCUAGCUUAGUCUGUUCAAGUUUUAACAGCUACUGUAUAUUGCCAUGUAAACUGCUCCUGGUUUAUGUUCCAGCCCUGCAGCCAUGCCCUUCUUUAGGGUGGUCCUUGACAUUCCCCCUCCCAUCUGUCUUUCUGAUUUUUUUUUUAUUCCAACAAUCACACUCAGCUCUCAGUUUUCUUCCCCAUCCCGUAGGUUUUCCCCCAACUCCAAAACAUUGCAGUUCUGCAAACCUUAGAAUUCUACUGCCAGCUGAUUCUUGGGCAUGGUGUUGCUAUUUCUUCUAUCCAAGCUUAGCUCUUUCCAGAAGAGAGAGGGAGAGAGAUCUUAAACUGCCAUAUCCAUUGUUCUGACUCUUUCAAUUGAAUGCA